ACGACCCGAACUCUCCGAAGCGUUUGCCGAUGUCUGCUUUCGCUUGUUGCAAGCUUGCAAGUGAAAAAGGGCAAAUUGCACACGCGUGAGUAACGCUAGGGGCUUCAGCACAGUGUACAUGCGCGUCUGAAGUUGCACCAGCUGCUAAAGACGUCGUCGUCCUGCUAACGGGGCGCAGCAACCACUACUCCAGCUGACAGCCCUGGCUACCGGCCCCCUUCUCCGUUCUCCCGCGCGCUCAGCCCUCCUCUCCACGCCCACCAGCCCCGCCCUUCCCACCCGCCGGCUCCCAAGCCCCUGCCCUCUUCCUCGCCCUCGCUCUCUCCCUCCCCACUUCCCAACCACCAACUGCUCCUCAACCCCCGGAAGCCCAGACCCCACCACCCCAAUCCCCUCCUCCUCCGCUCCCCAAUCUCCCCCCACCGCCCCCCACCGCCCCCCACCGCCCACACGCCACCAUGGGCGGCCUCUCCCUAGACCUCCCCGCCCAGCUCGCCUUCUACGGCGCAUACCACACCCACCCCCUCAACCAACUCAUCCACUUCUUCUGCGUCCCAGCCAUCCUCUGGUCCCUCUUCGUCUGGCUGGCCGCUCUCGGCCCGCUGCUGCCCGCCUCCGCCUCCCUCCCCACCUGGCUGCAACCGCUCCCCGCCUGGCUCCCCCCCGCCUGGUCCGCCGCGCUGCAGCCCACCAACCCCGCCUUCCUGCUCGCCGCCGCCUACUCCGCCUUCUACCUGGCACUGGACCUGCUCGCGGGCGCCUCCUGGGCGGUGCUGCUGGGGCUGCCGCUGGCGUGGAGCGCCACGGUGUUCAGCGCGGGCGGCGGAGUGGCGGGGGUGGCACCCUGGGGGGUGGCGCUGGGGGUGCAUCUGCUGUCCUGGUACCUGCAGAUCCACCCGGGGCAUGCGGUUCUGGAGCGGCGCAAACCCGCACUCAUGGACAGCGUGGUGCAGGCCUUCGCGUUGGCCCCGCUGUUCGUGUGGUUCGAGCUGCUGUUCCUGUUGGGAUACCGGCCCGCGCUGCGGCGGCAGGUGGGGCAGCGGGUGGCGCAGAUGGUGGCGCAGCUGCGGGCAAGCAGGCAGCAGCGGCUGGGGAAGCAGGGCGGCGGGCAGGGGGACCAGGGGCAGCAGUAGAGGUAGCGGGCGAAGUGGUGGUUGCUGCCGGGGAGGCCGCAGUGGAGGUGUUAGCAACAGGGGGAACUUGGGGGUGCAGCAGGAACAGGGCUGCUGGCGGGUGGUCAGAGAGCCCUGACAGUGGCGUUGAUACUGCGUUGCAGUGGCGGCGGUAGCAGCAGCAGCAGCAGUGGUGGAGCGUGGACUGCUUGAUGGGUGUAGCGGGUGUGCGCUUGGAGGGGGAUGGCGGUGGCGGGGCUGCGUUGGGUACCGUUGUACGGCGGUGUGGAAGGUGCCGUACAUCCGUUGGAAGGUGCCGUAUACCCCUUCACCUCCUUUAGUAGCUGCAUGCACGUUGCUGACAGGGCUGGGUUCGAGCAACUCUUACAGGCGUCAAGCCCUGAGGCGGCACCCCCAAUCAUGUACCAAUUAA
Molecule: messenger RNA, 1545 nt
Organism: Astrephomene gubernaculifera
Lineage: Eukaryota; Viridiplantae; Chlorophyta; Chlorophyceae; Chlamydomonadales; Astrephomenaceae
Source: the annotation of a GenBank genome assembly